Molecule: messenger RNA, 2891 nt
Organism: Labrus mixtus (cuckoo wrasse)
Lineage: Eukaryota; Metazoa; Chordata; Actinopteri; Labriformes; Labridae
Product: radixin
Exons: 15
Coding region: 318-2036 (572 amino acids)
Biological process (GO): regulation of cell shape; regulation of organelle assembly; positive regulation of early endosome to late endosome transport
Cellular component (GO): filopodium; microvillus; adherens junction
Molecular function (GO): actin binding; cell adhesion molecule binding
Source: RefSeq, a predicted model, not a curated record
UCAGCCAUAUUGACUGUCUGUACCUCUUCUCCGGGAGAGGUGGGAGCUUCAACCGCUAAAAGCGCGUAUCACUGUGCACUGCCGGUAGCCUACGCAGCGUGUCCGGUAAACAGCGCCGACAACGGGAAGGUGAAACGCUCUAUUUUUACUCUCCGUGGAUAAAUUAAGUACCAGCUGGAGGGAGGGUGACACUUGGACACAUCCUCCUCAGCGCAGCCGGGCGUUAGAGGCGCUGGUGCCCGGAGAAAGGCAGGAAGACGGAGGACGACUUCUUUCUGUUUUGUCAGCAAACGGGGACGGGCGGAGAGAGGAGAAAGAUGCCCAAACCGAUCAAUGUGCGUGUCACCACCAUGGACGCUGAGCUGGAGUUUGCCAUCCAGCCCAACACGACAGGCAAACAGCUCUUCGACCAGGUGGUGAAGACGGUGGGUCUGAGGGAGGUGUGGUUCUUUGGCCUGCAGUACACCGACAGUAAAGGCUACAUCACGUGGCUCAAACUCAACAAGAAGGUGACCCAGCAGGAUGUGAAGAAGGAGAAUCCUCUGCAGUUUAAGUUCAGAGCAAAGUUCUUCCCGGAGGACGUUUCUGAAGAACUCAUCCAGGAGAUCACACAGAAACUCUUCUUCCUGCAGGUGAAAGAGGCCAUCUUGAACGAUGAGAACUACUGUCCUCCAGAGACAGCCGUGCUGGUGGCCUCCUACGCUGUCCAGGCAAAAUACGGAGAUUAUAGCAAAGACAUCCACAAGUCGGGAUACCUGGCCUCAGACCGGCUACUUCCGCAGAGGGUUCUAGAGCAGCACAAGCUAACUAAGGAGCAAUGGGAGGACAGAAUACAGACCUGGCACGAGGAGCACAGAAGCAUGCUCAGGGAGGAUGCCAUGAUGGAGUAUCUGAAAAUAGCUCAGGACCUGGAGAUGUACGGGGUUAACUACUUUGAAAUUAAAAACAAGAAAGGCACGGAGCUUUGGCUGGGGGUCGACGCCCUCGGACUCAACAUCUACGAGCACGAAGACAAGUUGUCACCAAAGAUCGGCUUCCCCUGGAGUGAGAUCAGAAACAUUUCCUUCAACGACAAGAAGUUUGUCAUCAAGCCCAUCGACAAGAAAGCUCCAGACUUUGUCUUCUACGCCCCUCGGUUGCGGAUCAACAAGCGCAUCCUGGCGUUAUGUAUGGGAAACCACGAGCUGUACAUGAGGAGGAGGAAGCCCGACACCAUCGAGGUGCAGCAGAUGAAGGCUCAGGCCAGAGAGGAGAAGCACCACAAACAGAUGGAGAGAGCACAGCUUGAGAACGAGAAGAAGAAGCGCGAGCACGCAGAGAAGGAGAAGGAGCGGAUAGAGAGAGAGAAGGACGAGCUGAUCGAGAGGCUGAGGCAGAUCGAGGAGCAGACGCAUCGAGCUCAGAAAGAGCUGGAAGAGCAAACCCGUAAGGCCCUGGAGUUGGAGCAGGAGAGGAAGCGAGCGAAGGAGGAGGCGGAGCGGCUGGAGAGGGAGAGGCAGGCGGCCGAGGAGGCCAAGGCGGCGCUGGCUCAGCAGGCAGCAGAUCAGAUGAAGACACAGGAACAACUGGCUGCAGAGUUAGCUGAGUUUACAGCCAAGAUCGCCCUGCUGGAGGAGGCCAAGAGGAAAAAAGAAGAUGAAGCAACAGAGUGGCAACACAAAGCUCUGUCAGCACAAGAUGACCUGGAGAGGACCCGGGAGGAGCUGAAGUCGGCCAUGACAUCACCGACACAUACAGAAGAGGAUGAAGAGGACGAAACGAACGCAGAGGCGAGUGCUGAGCUGCUCAGUGACGGCGUCAGCAGCCAGCGCAGCGAAGAGGAACGCAUCACUGAGGCUCAGAAGAACGAACGCGUCAAGAAACAGCUACAGGCUCUGAGUUCAGAGUUGGCCGAGGCCCGUGACGAUACCAAGAAAACGCAGAACGACAUGCUGCACGCUGAGAAUGUCCGGGCGGGCAGAGACAAGUACAAAACCCUUCGCCAGAUCCGCCAAGGCAACACCAAGCAGCGUAUCGACGAGUUCGAGUCCAUGUGAGUCGGGGUAGAGGAUGGACACAACCCUGAAAAGAGACUGUUAGUCUCGUUGCCAUGUCAACGCCUCCCUUUCCUUGUCAAGCCCAAAAACCUGCUGCCACCGAGGACCUCCUGCUUAUUUUCUAUCCAGGAGAAAGACCGGCUAACGGGCUUCGUAGCUUCAGCCUCGCCAAAGCUCUCCCUAGCAGCGGUUGGCCAAUCCCACUGCUACCUGCUUUUUAGAGCUCCGCCCCCAGCCCAAUGAAAAAGCACACACCUUUUAAUAUGUCAGAAAAAUAGCAAGCAACAUCUCCUGUCAAACAUGGACCUCUCCCCUCCACAAUACUGACAGUUUUAACGCUUGCAUGUAUGAUACUAAAGCAGCAACAGGGCUGUUCGUCUUAAAAACUGAACAGAUUUGGUUGGUAUCGUGCUUUUACUCAAAGAAAUUAAAGGGCCACCUGUAGCUUGUUGAUGUUGCCGGCACGCUUGUCUGUAAAGCUUUAAUAUCUGUACCUUAUUUUGCUUCUUUUGUCAUCAGUUGAUCGAUUUAAAUAACUUGUUUUAAAAAAAAAAAAGAAACCGCCUUAUUUGUCUCAAUUCCUUUUUUUUGUUUUCAUUCUGUGUUGGGAAAGUUAGUGUGCUCAGUUCCUGCGGUCAGUGACAUCGAUACGUUAGCGUUGCUUCAGCUAACUUCUCGAAUGGCCGUCACUUUGCAAAUGCUCCUUUUUAGACUCAUGAGCAAAACACCUUUUACAAAACUAAAUAUGCUUGUUUUACACCCUUACUGUGCUGGUACCCCCCCCCCCCCCAUCCAUAUUGACAUUUCUUUUAAUCUGUAUGUUGCCCAUAAUAAAGAAUUAAUUUAUAUUUCCAA